Rhopilema esculentum is the source of this 765-nucleotide messenger RNA. The record is from RefSeq and is a predicted model, not a curated record. Lineage: Eukaryota; Metazoa; Cnidaria; Scyphozoa; Rhizostomeae; Rhizostomatidae.
UCAUCCCAUUGCAUAAAAAAAGAAGCGACACACCUCACCUCAUAGUUCCGCUUGAAGGUAGGAAGAUACGCACGUCUGUUUGAAAGGAGGUUCACAAAGCAGAUCAACCAGAGUUGAGCAUUAAAAGGCACGAUGAGAACCCUACGAACGCUGUUGGUUUUUGCUGGUCUUGCUUUGCUGGCGUUUGCGAGUGAUGCGGCAGACAACGAAAUGGAAAGUGAUGUAGACACCGACUGCAUACAGCGUACAUUGUUGGAUCCUUCAAGCGAUGUUAAUGAUGCCUUCAGGAAAUGCGAUGGUGCUAAGGAUUCAAAUGCUGCGGAGGAAUCUCAAACUGCUGGAAAUGAUGAUCUGAAAGACCUUGAUGAAGAUUCUGAACAUACCGAGAUGACCAGCAGAGAAGAUUCGGACGGCAGCCCUGUGGCCGAAGAACAGGACACCGUAGCAUCGGCAGAAAAUGCUCCACGAUGGUCUACUAGAAGGCGCCGAUCAGUUCGUACGCGCCGAUCAGUCCGCAGACGUAGAUCAGUUCGCAGACGCCGAUCAGUCCGCAGACGUCGAUCAGUCCGUAGACGGCGAGCAGUUCGAAGACGCCGAGCAGUCCGUAGACGGCGAGCAGUCCGAAGACGCCGAGCAGUCCGAAGACGCCGAGCAGUCCGAAGACGCCGAGCAGUCCGAAGACGCCGAGCAGUCCGAAGACGCCGAGCAGUCCGAAGACGCCGAGCAGUUCGCAGACGCCGAACAAUUCGCAGACGCAGUAAGUGA